Molecule: messenger RNA, 1174 nt
Organism: Rhodamnia argentea
Lineage: Eukaryota; Viridiplantae; Streptophyta; Magnoliopsida; Myrtales; Myrtaceae
Product: putative aminoacrylate hydrolase RutD
Exons: 4
Coding region: 84-1001 (305 amino acids)
Molecular function (GO): catalytic activity
Source: RefSeq, a predicted model, not a curated record
ACCAUAAAUGACCCACUGGACGUGCAUGGCGAAGAGAGACGACAUUGUAGAGAGAGAGAGAGAGAGAGAGAGAGAGAGAGAGAAUGGUGAACACCCUCGAGCUCUACAAGCCCUUGCUGCGAGUGGCCAUGAAGCUCGCCGGAUUGAGACCUCAGAAGAUCGAGAUCGAACCAGGGACCGUACUGAACAUCUGGGCUCCGGCUCGAUCCAAGAAGAAUGCCAACGAUGCUAGAAAGCCCGCAGUCGUCUUCCUCCACGGCUUCGUCGGCGACGGCAUCCUCAUGUGGCAGUUCCAGGUCCUUGCCCUCGCGCGGGACUACGAGGUCUACGUGCCGGACCUCCUCUUCUUUGGCAGCUCCUUCACCGUCGAUGGGCGCCGGACGGUGGGGUUCCAGGCUGAUUGCCUGGCGACGGGGCUGGCGAGGCUGGGGGUGCGGCGGUGCACCGUGGUCGGGUUCAGCUACGGCGCGAUGGUGGCAUUCAGACUGGCCGAGUCGCGGCCCGAGCUGGUCGAGUCGGUGGUGGCGACGUGCGCCGGCCCGACGCUGACGGAGUCGUUGAGCCGGGAGUGCCUGGAGAGGAUGGGGUUCCCGUCGUGGCCGGCGCUUCUGCUGCCUGAGUCGGCGAGCUCGCUGAAGAAGUUGCUUCAGAUUGGCAGCUUCCACUUCCCUAGAUUCCCCAAAUGUGUUUUCAAGCACGCUCUAGAGGUCAUGUUUGACUACAGAAAGGAGAGAGCCGCAUUGCUGGAGGCUUUGGUCAUUCCCGACAAGGAUUUCGCUUUCCCAAACUACUCUCAGAAGGUGCAUCUGGUCUGGGGCGAGAAUGACAGGAUCUUCCCCGUGGAAGUAGCCAAAUCACUGAAAGAGAAAUUGGGAGAUAAUGCAACCCUAGUAUGCAUUGAGAAAGCAGGCCACAUUGCUGCGUUGGAGCGACCCUUCGUCUACAGUAAAUGUCUGAAGAGAAUUCUGGCCUCUACCUACAAAGCUGGUCGCACAAAAUAGUUGGGUCGCAAUAUUUCCCGACGACUAAUAUAAUAAUUAGUGGAAUAAUUUGUUAAAAAGAGUAUAACCUCAUUUGAGUUACUAGAGAUUAUCCUAUUACAGACGAAGAGGUUCCAAUUUUUUUUUGGAUCGAGUAUUAUGAUGUGGUAACUGGCGUCAAUUGGUUUGGUUUG